UUUAGCUGAAACAUAAUACUAUAUAGAAGCUUUAGUUGAUGUCUUACUCCACCAUCCUCAGCCACAACAGCUUCCUCUCUCUCGCUACAAAGUUCACUACUCGUGGAUCUCGUCAACAUCAUCGCAAUCCACUCUGUACACUAUCAAUGGCUAGAUCUGCGGUUGAUGAGACAUCAGACUCCGGAGCAUUUCAAAGAACUGCAUCAACGUUCCGUAACUUCGUCUCAAGAGAUUCCAAUUCUCAGUUUCCAGCUGAAUCUGGUAGAUACCAUCUUUACAUAUCUUAUGCUUGUCCAUGGGCUUCUAGAUGCAUCUCAUACUUGAAGAUCAAAGGACUUGACGAUGCAAUAAGCUUCUCGUCUGUUAAACCCAUUUGGGGAAGGACCAAGGAAAGUGAUGAGCACAUGGGAUGGGUCUUCCCGGAUUCAGACGCUGAGGUUCAAGGAGCUGAUCCUGACCAUCUUAAUGGUGCUAAGAGUGUAAGAGAUCUCUAUGAGAUUGCUAGCCCAAACUACACCGGGAAGUAUACUGUUCCUGUUCUGUGGGAUAAGAAGCUGAAGACUGUUGUGAACAAUGAGAGCGCUGAGAUUAUCAGGAUGUUCAACACCGAGUUCAAUCAUAUUGCUAGAAACCCUGAUCUUGAUCUUUACCCUUCUCAACUCCAAGCUAAAAUCGAUGAAGCUAAUGAAUGGAUUUACAGUGGGAUUAAUAAUGGUGUCUAUAGGUGCGGUUUUGCAAAGAAACAAGAACCUUACGAGGAGGCAGUGCAACAAGUGUAUGAAGCAUUAGAUAGAUGCGAGGAGAUUCUUGAAAAGCAUCGUUACAUCUGCGGUAACACUCUGACUGAAACAGAUAUCAGAUUGUUUGUGACACUAAUAAGAUUUGACGAGGUUUACGCGGUUCACUUCAAAUGCAACAAGAAACUCUUAAGAGAGUAUCCGAAUCUGUUCAACUACACGAAAGACGUAUUUCAAGUCCCUGGUAUGAGUAGCACCGUGAACAUGAAUCACAUCAAGCAGCAUUACUAUGGAAGCCACCCUUCGAUCAACCCUUUUGGGAUCGUCCCUCAGGGGCCAAACAUCGAUUACUCCUCGCCUCAUGAUCGACACAGAUUCUCCAAAUGAUAAAUAACCAGUCUUUCGCACUUGAGUUCUGUCUUCAGAAGUUUCCAAAUAAAGUUUGUCUUUGAAUAGCAUAUACUUUGAGAAAAAUAAAAGCCUGAUGUUUAUCAUGUUACAGUUUGCAGACUUGCAGUCUCAGAAGUUGAGACCUGAGACAAUGUUGGUCUGAUCAUAAAUAAACUUUUCUUCCGAAUACAA
This is a messenger RNA of Raphanus sativus (radish), 1319 nucleotides long. RefSeq lists its product as uncharacterized. Lineage: Eukaryota; Viridiplantae; Streptophyta; Magnoliopsida; Brassicales; Brassicaceae. The record is from RefSeq and is a predicted model, not a curated record. The transcript is spliced from 6 exons. Bases 39 to 1124 code for a protein of 361 amino acids. Gene Ontology annotation, cellular component: cytoplasm. Gene Ontology annotation, molecular function: glutathione transferase activity.